Messenger RNA from Prorocentrum cordatum, 1181 nucleotides. NCBI's taxonomy places the organism in Eukaryota, Dinophyceae, Prorocentrales, Prorocentraceae. The record is from the annotation of a GenBank genome assembly.
CGGGGGCACAAGACCCCCCAAGAGGGCCCCGAGAGGGCCCUUGGGGGGACCCAGUACAGCUCAAGCGAGCCCCCCGAAUCCACAUUGGCUCAAGAAUCAAGCCGCAAGAGGCGCCAGAUCCGCAGCCCCCCUCGCCGGGCCGCGCAUGACUGAGCCGCCCAAAAAAGUCCAGCAGACCGAGGGCGGCUUCACUGCCGCCUAUCGUAAUGCCGCUGCUGCAGGCUCGGCGCAGGUCUCCGAUAGCAAGUCGGGCCUCAGCAUCGACCACCGCAUGACCUUCAGAGACCCCUCCAUGCCGCUGCGCGAACGCAUCGCGGCACGCAUCGCCAGCAGUGUGCAGGGUAUUGACAACCCCAGCUGCAUCGACGUAGCCUGUUCAACUGGCACCGAUCUUGGCCUCCUGGCCAGAGCUUUGGGCGACAAGCCAGCCCAGCUGCACGGCGUAGAUUUGAUGGAGGCGACGCUUCAAGUUGCGCGAGAGAAGCUCCCGGCCGCGAGUUUUGUUCAGGGAGACGUGGUGGCGUUGCCUUAUCCAGAUGUGCACUUCGACUCGGUCCAAACGUCGAGGCUUUUGGUUCAUGUACCAGAUCUGAAAAAGGCCAUCGACGAGAUGAUUCGUGUGUUGAAGCCCAGGGGCACGUGUGUCAUUAGCGAAGGGGAAAUGGAGAAAGCUAGCGUGAUGUUGAGUAACGAUGAUCGCUUGCUGAGGGUCAGCGAGGCGCUCCGGGAUCAUGUCGCAAAGAUGUGCGCAAAUCCUCGGGCAGCGUCAGAGGCAUAUCGGUACAUCUUAAGCCAUGCCGACGCGCAGGAUGUCUGUAUCGAGCCUUUCUCGUUCUUCCUUAAGAAGCCGGGCGACAUGAUGGGACCCGAGUUGACGCACGAGAGACAGUUUCUGGCUAAGCUCGUUUCCGAGGGCGCUUUAUCCCAGGCAGACGCAGACCACUACAUCGCUCAGGCUACUGGUCGAUCCGCGGAGGAGGGCAAUCUCCUUCAGCUGUUUUUUAUGGCGGAAAUUUCUUUUCGCAAGAAGUAGCGCGUCUGUUGCCUUUAACCAUCGGCCCAUCCAGAUAUCGUACCUUAGGCAUGGCACGUGUGAUAAAGGAGUAUUUGGACGAGCCAGAGUUUGAGGACACAUUGCAAGGUGCAGUUGUUUUUGCUUACGCGAGCACGCAAACAAAAAA